Messenger RNA from Nilaparvata lugens (brown planthopper), 865 nucleotides. RefSeq lists its product as uncharacterized. Lineage: Eukaryota; Metazoa; Arthropoda; Insecta; Hemiptera; Delphacidae. The coding region runs from base 245 to 706 and encodes 153 amino acids. The record is from RefSeq and is a predicted model, not a curated record. The transcript has 3 exons.
AAUAGAGGUGCGGUGAACUACUAAUAGAGAAGCACUGAGAUAACAGUUUGAAAUAAGUUUAGUGAGAAGGUCAUACUCUUAGAAAUAUCCAGGGACGGAACAAAACAAACUAAUUUUCUACUGUAGCAUAAAUCAGUGGAGAUUUCAUGUUGACAAUUUCAUUAGCAUCGCUUAGCCACUCUUUUCAUUAGUCACCUACAGAAGCUCAUUGCGCAAGUUAUACCUACUAUAGUGAACCACAAAAAUGUCGUCUUUUUUCAGCAGCCACCUCAAACUGUGCACUCUAAUAUUGGUUUUAUUGGCGAGCUUCCCGGACACGUUUGAAGCAAGCACUUUGUAUGCGAUUCCCAAUAACCAUGUUAAUAAUGGUGCACACAAUAAUGGAAGUCAUAAUUUGAUAGUGGGCACUCCGAGUUGGUCGGACAAGGUUCUGUUCAACCUACUAUCUGCACGUUCCAAGGAGAUACAACCAGGUGAUAAGGCAGAAGAUCGUGUACCCGCACCCCGGCUACCGCGCAAACAGCACUAUAACAGCCAUCCAGUGCUGGGACCAGAAGAAGGAUGGGACAGGCGCUCACGUCAUUGUGCAGGCGGGGGGAGUUGGUCGCAACAAUGUCACCCUCGAAUUUGUCUCACAACCCAGUCAUGGAAUCAAAUUCGUUAUCAAGAUUUUCGGAAAGUAAUCUGCUGUUAUCUUAAACAAUAAAAUCUAUCAAUUUAUUACUUCUUGAUAUUAUCUUGGAUUUGUAUACAUAUUAUCCAAAGAGUACAGUACCAUAUAAUAGUAUAUUAUAUUUAAUCUUUAUUGGAGCAGCAUAUUUUAUUAGAAAUUGUUUUUAUUGAAUAAAUACAGUUUUUACUAUUA